UUUCACUCACUCGUCCAUCUCAUAAUCGUCAAAUCGUUUUCUUCUCUUCCCUAUAUUUUUAUAGACAUUCUUCUCUCUGUAGUCGUCAAACUCCUUGACACUCUAUUACCAUGUCCUCCCGUCCCAUCCUUUCUACCGACCUCUCUGCCCCCACUUAACUCUUCCCUGUCCUGCUGCCUCCAAGUUUACCUUCUUUCUUCCCACCACUUUCACCUCCACUCCACCUCAUCCGACACGACACCCCUCACCCCAGCUCCACCAAUGCCCUGUCGAACCAACUCCCGCAAACCGCUCAAAUCUAACCGCCGCACUCCGGGCCUACAGAUCACAAACCCCCAAUCCGCCCUGCUCUCCAACCACGAAGUCCUGCUCCACCUACAGGAGCAAGAGGCAGAGUACACGGGCACCGACGGCACCGGCAGGAAGCGCGAGAAACCCGCAGGCCUGAAAGACUGUCUGAGAGAUACACUCGAAUACCUCUCCGCCCACGACCACAACUGCACCCUCGCCUCCCCGACCCAGAAACACCCCUCGCGCCCAACGACCCUGUACAAAGGCCCGCAUUCCCUCUUCCGCGCCCUCGCGCCCCACUACCGCCUCAACAAGGCCGAGUUCCUGCAGCUCUACAAUCUCCGGCCCACGACUGAGGUCGAGUUGCAGGUUGUGCUGGAGGAGUACCACACCCGCUUCACCGACGCCCAACUCGCGCACAUGCUCGAAGUGAUCCGCCAAGUCUUCGAGGAGGACGAAUCCAGCAUCCCCGAUGGUGUCGAGGACCUGCACAUGGAGAAGGUGGCGAAUAAGCUCGAGGGAGCGGGCGCCACUAGGAGGGUGAAGAGGAGGGCUGUCUAAGUUGUAAUCAAAGGGAGCAGUCAUUGUAGGAGUUUUGCUGUGUGUCGGGAGAAAUAGAUUAAAGAUGACGGGAAACGUUGCAUGUCAUUGCCUGUGGUAAUACUUGAGGGCGGAAAAGCGACAUGUCGUGUUUGAUCAUGCAGAAGUUAGUGUCAAGCAUUACAUUCCUAUCACCGAGACUUCCCAUACAACGUAUUUUG
Westerdykella ornata is the source of this 1052-nucleotide messenger RNA. RefSeq lists its product as uncharacterized. The record is from RefSeq and is a predicted model, not a curated record. Gene Ontology annotation, molecular function: nucleotide binding. Lineage: Eukaryota; Fungi; Ascomycota; Dothideomycetes; Pleosporales; Sporormiaceae. The transcript is spliced from 3 exons. Gene Ontology annotation, biological process: transcription initiation at RNA polymerase III promoter. Gene Ontology annotation, cellular component: RNA polymerase III complex. Bases 262 to 852 code for a protein of 196 amino acids.